Messenger RNA from Athene cunicularia (burrowing owl), 6752 nucleotides. It is a transcript of the gene LPCAT1, whose product is annotated as lysophosphatidylcholine acyltransferase 1. NCBI's taxonomy places the organism in Eukaryota, Metazoa, Chordata, Aves, Strigiformes, Strigidae. Gene Ontology annotation, molecular function: calcium ion binding. The transcript is spliced from 13 exons. The record is from RefSeq and is a predicted model, not a curated record. The coding region runs from base 462 to 1952 and encodes 496 amino acids.
CAUGAAACAGAGGAACUGGUGCCUGCCCAGCCCUGGAAGAGCUUUCCAGGUUGGGUCCUGUAUUGCCAUAUGAAUAUACCCUGCUGAAGUGCACAUCACUGACUGGGAGCUGCUGAGAUGGACUGACUUCUCUGUAGCAUAGUAAGAUUUACAACGCGCCCAUGCUAAAUAUUUACUUAAUGUGAGGCUGCAGAAAGGGAAAAGAGCAUGCGGAUGUGUUCACUGACAAGCCUAUGUGUGAAGAAGUGUGGAAAGCCAAGUCUUCAUUAGCUUUAAAGAGUGUGCAGUGUUUCAACUGUCAUCAACAUCGGUGAAUACAGUAUUGUAACUCAUACACCACAAUUAUUUGCUUGGAAUUGAAGUGUGUUCUGAUGCUUUUAACAUUAGAUAUUUUGAAGUUAAGACUUCAGAUCAGUUUCUAGGAAUUACUGACUUUUUCAGUCCAAGAUUGUGUUAGAAUAAUGCUUUUGUUUUGUAUUUUGCAGAUUGCCUUCAUGACCUUGACUCUGUUUCCUAUCCGACUCUUUUUUGCUGCUUUUAUGAUGUUGCUGGCCUGGCCUUUUGCAUUCAUUGCUUCAAUGGGAUCUGACGAGCAAGAGCUUGAAAAGCCUCUCUCCUGGUGGCGAAAGAUAGUGGAUAUUUUGCUGAAAGCAAUCAUGAGAAUGAUGUGGCUUGCUGGUGGAUUCCACUGGAUAAGUGUAAAAGGCAGACGGGCAUUGCCAGCGGAAGCAGCAAUAUUAACUGUGGCUCCCCAUUCUUCAUACUUUGACGCCAUUCCAGUGACUAUGACCUUUGCCUCCAUUGUGAUGAAAGCAGAAAGCAAAGAUAUUCCUGUUUGGGGAACUCUAAUUAAAUACAUCCGACCAGUAUUUGUAUCUCGGUCAGACCAGGAUUCUCGCAGGAGAACUGUUGAAGAGAUAAAGAGGCGUGCUCAGUCUGAUGGUAAAUGGCCACAGAUAAUGAUAUUCCCAGAGGGCACUUGCACAAACCGAUCCUGUCUAAUUACAUUCAAACCUGGAGCAUUUAUUCCUGGAGUUCCUGUACAGCCAGUGGUUUUACGUUAUCCAAACAAACUGGAUACAAUCACAUGGACAUGGCAAGGGCCAGGAGCGUUAGAAAUUCUGUGGCUUACUUUGUGUCAGUUUCACAAUUCUGUGGAAAUUGAGUUUCUACCUGUGUAUAUUCCUUCAGAAGAAGAAAGAAAAAAUCCAGUGUUAUAUGCCAAUAACGUCAGACGUGUAAUGGCAGAGGCAUUGGGUGUUUCAGUGACAGACUAUACAUUUGAAGACUGUCAGCUAGCUUUGGCUGAAGGACAACUUCGUCUGCCUUCAGAUACGUGUCUCUUAGAAUUUGCAAAGCUUGUGAGAAGCCUUGGGUUGAAGCCAGAAACACUUGAAGAUGAUCUUGAUAAAUAUGCCGCAAGUGCCAUGAAAAUGAAGAAAGAAAAGGUCAAUCUUAAAGAAUUUUCAGCAUACUUGGAAUUUCCAGUUUCUCACUUAUUAGAAAGUAUGUUUGCGCUUUUUGAUGAGAAUGAAGAUGGCAUAAUUGACAUUCGGGAAUUUGUCAUUGCUCUGUCAGUUGUCUGUAAGCCAUCCAAAACUCUGGAAACAAUUCAGCUGGCAUUUCAGUUGUACCAGUCAGAAAAUGGCACUAUAACAGAAGAGGAUUUAGCUCAUAUUCUGAAGACUGCCAUGGGUGUGUCACAGAUUAACGUUACACAUCUUUUUAGAGCUGUAGAUGAAGAAGAAAAAGGAGAGAUUACAUAUGAUGACUUCUACAGAUUUGCUGAAUUGCACCCACACUUUGCAGAAGACUAUCUCUAUGCUGAUCAGAUGGGAGCUGAGAGUGGCUUGGAGACUUCAUCUCUUUCCGCUCCUAAUGGUAUCUGUACUGACUUCAGCCCUGAAAACGCUGAAGAUAAAAACAAGCCCCUGCAGAAGAAACUGAAUUAACACUACAACUGUUACCUUCCUCUCCUGGUGAGAGGAUUGUCUUUUCUUGGGAUUUUCAUAAGUCACUCCAACUAUAGAGCAAAUACCGGUUUUGUGUGUGAAAGUUCUUCUACCUUAAUACUGUUCUUUGAAUCAUAUGUGCUAUAUUUAACAACAUGUUCCAGAUUACUUUGGGAAAGGUGUUUUUAUUUUUUUCAAAAAGGUCUUUGAAAGGCAAAAAUGUGAAUGUGUUUCAUUAUUAAUGUUCAUAUUUAAAAGGAAGCGGCACAGUUAUUUAUAUUCCAUUGGCUAGUUUCAUGUACAAAGUGUCGCACAAACUGUGCAUGUAUAAAGAAACUGUAGCUACUAUGGUGUUAAGUGCACUUUGGUGAUUAGUGCUUUUGCUAGUUAUGGGGAUGUUUAUUUGGGGCCAAACAUUUGCUGUCCAUAUUUGCAUAGUCAGUCUUGUUAAUUUUGGUGGGAUUAUUCUCUUGAGCAAGGCAAGCAUAUUUUGGCCCUUUGUUUUGGUUUCAGUGAACAGUUUAGAAACAAUAAUGCAAAAACUUGCUAAAGAUUACUUUUUAUUGUUGAAUGACAAAAUUGUUUCUCUUUCAAUCUAUUCCAUGGUAGAAUGAAAAGGGCCCUUAUCUCUCACCCCAACACUUUUCUACUGUAAUCUUCUGGAUGCAAUUAAAAGUGAUUUAUUUUUUUUUUCCAAACUGACAUGACACAUACUGUUUGCAAAUACAUGACAAACUGUUUGUGCUUUUCUCUUACAAUCAAUUCAAAUCGUUUCCACGUAGUAUUUAAAUGUUUACACAAUUGUAUUUAAUCUAGGUUUAUCAGGCAUCACAGAUUCACAUUUUGUAGCAAGCUUGUGUACACAGAUAAUUUAGCAUGGAACGUAUUAUGAAAACUUUGUUGUAUCAGCACAGAUUUGAAAAGGUUGCAGUUACUUCAGAGACCGAGCCAGCUACAAGUUGCAGAACAUCCUGAAGAAAUGCUAGUUACAUCUCUAUAGCAACAUUACAUAUACUGCAUAUAACGUAUAUGGAGCUUAAGAGAAGUGUUUAAAAAACAACAAAACAACCUAAGCCACUUUUGUUGUUAAAAAAAACCAACAAAACAAUCAAAAACACUUGCAAUUAGUAAUGUUUCUUAUCUUCUGUAAAGCCAGAUGCCUUAAUUACCAGUGGAGGUCUCAGAGAAAAAUUUAGAUUAUUAUAAAACCACAGAGCUUCACUGAUUAGUAAAUGUGACAAAACCCUCAAGGAGUAGGCGGGAGGGCUCUGUUCCAAAAGAACUCUGAUGGCAACUCUACUUGCAAACAAACAAAAAUACUUUAAAAUCAUUUCUAUUACUGAAAUAUGUGCUAAAAUAUGAUGGUUUUGUGAUUGGAAAACUGUUGAGAUUUGAAUCUUCCACAUGUUAGAGUGAUUUGUAAGGAAGGAAUUUUAACAAAAGAAAAUCUUAUUAGCAAAUGCUUCUAUAACUUUUUUAAAUAGGAGGUGGUUUAGAGCUCAUGAGGAUAUUGGAAUGUGUCCUUAGAAAUCCUUAACUGUAUGUGGCAAGUCUCCAAACCAAAACUGGCAUUAAUAGAAAGGAUAUGGGAAAAAAAAUGUAAGAAAUUAUGCUUUCUGUGGGCUAUGUGGAGGUAAGUCCUCCUUUGGAGGUAAUAAUUAAAUUUUUGCUCUAUCUAGGUAAUGCAUGCUGGGCUGACAGGGCUGCAGCAGACUGGCAGACAAGAUUUGAAUAGAAACUGAUCACAAAAUAGGAGAACUGGUUUGGAAAAUUAAGUCAUGUGAGGAACUACACUUAGGUAGAAAUAGUCAGCUGCAUGAAGAGGAGGGAGUAAGUAUUGCUGCAUAAAACAUGGGGCAAUAAUGGUGUAGAAUAUGACAAACUGAGCAUUGUUAGAUCAUUGCUGCAAAAAAGAUACUCAUUGUAGUGGGAUGCAUCAGCAGUGUAGCCUCUGAGAAACAUGGUGGUAUUUCUGUGUUGCCAAGGUAUGGUAAGGCCUUACCUGAAGUACCUGUCCAUGUUGAGGAACCUGAGAACAAUAAGGAGUAGCUGGAUGGAGGACAGAAAGUCCUUAGAGAUCAAAAGUAUUGUUUAAUCCAAAGAAGGAGGAGAUUGAAGAAAGAUGUGAAAACAGUCUUCAAAUAUGAAAAAUUUGCUAAAGAGAAGAUAGGAACAGUCUUUUUUCCACAUUAGUGGUAGAUACAGUCUAUUCAUUUCAAAGGCAGCUUAAGUGUUGGGAGAAUUUCUUUACACCUAGUUAAGGUAAGGAGAAUGGGUUACUCUGGUGGGUUGAGGAACCUUUCUUCACAGGAGGUUUUGAAAACAGAACAGGCAGACAGCUAAGGUGGAGACACUUGAUUUUGUUGAUUGUGCCCCAGGGUUAUAGGGAUACGUCCUGAGGUCUACUUUCUGUGAUUAUACAGUAUGUAUUUUAGUUGGUAUGUAAGGGAAGGCACAUGAGCUGUAGUCUGGGCCUGUCGCAUCUCUACAAGACUCUUUAUGCCUUGUGACUUAAGCUGGCUAAGCUAUCUCUUGUUUGUAUGUGACCUUGGGAAUGUGAGAAUCUCACAGUGCGGGGAAUGAGCUGGAGUUCCAUGAGACACAUGUCUGAAAAGAAGGAAGAGGUAAGUGUAGUAUCACAUGGGCAACUUUGAGGGGAGAGCUGCUCUAGAAGAAGAGGUGCUUUGUCCACACCUGUGAAAGAGAGAAACAAACUGACUGAAUAUGAGUGUGCUGAACUCGCAUGUAUGGUUGUGUAACAUGGGGAUCUGCCUUCUGAAAACCAAAGGGUUCAUUUGGUUUCUCAUUUGUUUUGGUGAGGGAGAUGUGUUCACAUCGUGGUGAGUGUAAUAGCUACACUUGUGUGCACCUAAGCUAUGCAGAGUGUUUGGGCUGAAGGGCACUGCAGCCUACAGCAGACAGGCCCUUACACACCAACUGCCUGGUGAAGAGGCACUGGGAGCCGUGAGCAUCGGUGAGUUUGGUCCAGAGCUGCUGCUGCUGCUGAAGAAGGCCAGUGACCAGCACGUUGUUUCCUUGGUGAGCAAGGUACUCUUGGUGGAAGCAACCACUUAAACAAAGAAAACCCCUCCAAACCACAAAACAGCACUUAGAUUCUGUAAUGAAUUGCGAUGUUCCUUCUUUUGUGAGAUUGUUGAACAAGGUAGAGGUGUAAUAGGAUGAAUGAUACGGCGAAGCCCUGACCAGCCUGCAUGGAAACUUUAGAUCAUGCAUAAUGUCACAAAAGCUGAGAUUAAUGAAUAUAAUUCAGGUGAUUUUAGCAUCUGUAGAAUAUAAGGCUAUUAUUAGACUGCCUUGAAGUGACAGAAAAGCCACAUUGCCAUGUGGUGGUAAACAGACUUUACUGAGGCUGAGACCUGUAACAUACUGCAUUACUGCAGCAACGUUCAUUACAACUUAUCUAUCAAACUCCAGCUGCUGAAAUGUUUUAGUAGUUCCACAUAAGCAGCCUUUUUAAAGGGCACCUGACUGUAGAACAGUUGUGACAGUCAAGUUUCAGUGGCCUGCUGCAGUGUCAGGGUAGAAGUGAAAGCUUGUUUUCCCCUUCACCAAACGUUGACAUGUAAAUGCUUUCAAUUAAAAUACGGAUUUUUACAAACACGUUUUAUUUUAACUGGUGAUAUCAACAGACCCUAAAUUUACAGGGAGAUGUAUAAGAAAUUAUUUCAGUUCUUUGCAACAAUUUAAAUGAAUCUCACACCAAAAAAAAAUGCAGGGGUGUGAAGGCAUGUUACAUUUCUGAUGAGCUUUUUGCUACUUUUAUAUAAUGCUGCCAUCCCUUGCCAGUAGAACUCUUGCACCAGACUAAAUUUUUACAUAUUGUCUGAGAUCCCCAGCCAAAGCUUUGCUUUUCUGAUAUGCUUGAACAAGUACGCCUCUAUUUCGAAUGUAUUUAAAGUAACACAGAAACCCACAAAAUCCAAGAUUCCUAAAAAGUGAUGGGGUUUUUUUUUGCUUCAGUUAUAUUUCUUCAAUCAUAAUAAAACCCCAGUAAAACCAAACAAAUGUUUAGGAGGUGCAAAGCAUGUUUAAACUACUGUCUCUAUCACAGUAAGGCAAGUGCAGAUACACUUAAAAGGCAUUAUCAGCAAUUGGUAAGCUUUAUGGAGAAAUUAGGUUGUACACUUAAUUUUAUACCAGUGAAUUACACUGUAUGUUUUAAUGCAUUUAUUGUAGCUAGAAUAAUCUAUGAUUAAAAAGCAACUGGGCAUGUAUGUAUGUUUGCUAAUCCUACUUAGAAGGUAUAAAUCCUUAGGUCACAAAAGUUGAAAAGGAGACACGUGCAGUAGGGAAGUGAUGCAACCACUUCAGAGGCAAAGCUGCUGGAAAUAAACAGCUAAGCUUUGUACUUGGCCGUUGCUUAAUAUUUUCAUGCAAACUAAGUCAGUUAGUUAGUUUAAGCACUGGGCUGGUUGGAAUAUUUUUAUUCAUAAAAUGUAGUACACGUUUUUCUGGAAAAGGGAUUGUUGCACUUCAACAUCUGGAUAGUUUGAUAAAUUUUUUUAAAGCAGGUGUGUUUGUAUUUAUGAGCUCCCUUACAAGGCCAUCAUUGGUAUUGCCAUUAAAUUGUUUCUUCCUGUUUUUAUAUUACCAUGUGGUAAGUACAGCUUUUCAUGUUAACUAUUUUAGUCAUAUUCUGCUCUCUGCUCCUUCAAAAAUAAUAUUUAAAAAUAAGUACUUAAAGAAUAAAAGUUGCAGCACAUGCUGUAGAUCCCAUGAUCUCAGAAAAGCACUGUAAGGACAGUUUUGCAUAUAUUAUGAGACUGAACUAGAAUGGAG